Molecule: messenger RNA, 1005 nt
Organism: Prunus persica (peach)
Lineage: Eukaryota; Viridiplantae; Streptophyta; Magnoliopsida; Rosales; Rosaceae
Product: 60S ribosomal protein L10a-1
Exons: 6
Coding region: 160-810 (216 amino acids)
Biological process (GO): translation
Cellular component (GO): large ribosomal subunit
Molecular function (GO): RNA binding; structural constituent of ribosome
Source: RefSeq, a predicted model, not a curated record
ACAAAACGUAGCAGCUAGGGUUUUUAUAAAGCGCCAAAGUUCCCUUCCGCCUUUUGCCUCACUCAGCAGCAGCAGCCCUGCAAAUCCUGUUCUAGGGUUUCGCUCUCUUUCUUGAGGAAGUAUUUGCACAGGAAUUGCAGCGAGGAAAAGGCUGUAACCAUGAGUAAGCUCUCAAGUGACGGGCUGAGAGAGGCCAUCGCUCAGAUUAAGACAAACUCAGAAACGAAAAAGAGAAAUUUCACCGAGACAGUUGAACUUCAAAUUGGGUUGAAGAACUAUGACCCACAAAAGGAUAAGCGUUUCAGUGGCUCUGUCAGGCUUCCACAUAUUCCUCGUCCUAAGAUGAGGGUUUGCAUGCUUGGGGAUGCUCAGCAUGUUGAAGAGGCAGAGAAGAUGGGUUUGGACUACAUGGAUGUGGAAAGCUUGAAAAAGCUUAACAAAAACAAGAAACUGGUCAAGAAGCUUGCCAAGAAAUACCAUGCCUUUUUAGCUUCUGAAGCUGUCAUUAAGCAAAUUCCUCGUCUUCUAGGCCCUGGUCUUAAUAAGGCAGGUAAGUUUCCAACAUUGGUGAGUCACCAGGAAUCUUUGGAGGCAAAAGUGAAUGAAACCAAAGCAAUGGUGAAGUUCCAACUUAAGAAGGUUCUUUGCAUGGGUGUUGCUGUGGGGAAUUUGGCUAUGGAGGAGAAGCAGAUUUUUCAGAAUGUACAACUCAGUGUCAAUUUCUUAGUUUCACUAUUGAAGAAGAAUUGGCAGAAUGUGAGGUCCUUGAACCUGAAAAGUACCAUGGGGAAAGCAAUCCGUAUCUACUAAGUUCUUAAGCUCUAUCAGAGACUUUUGUAGCGGAGGAAGCAUUAGCAGAACUUUAAUUAAGACAUUUCUUGCAAAUGAUUUUAUGUUCCCUUUUGUUUUUGUUGACUUUGAUUUCUUUGUUUAAAUUAUAAUGAGUACUGUAUUUUUGGUUUGAACGAAUGUUGGAAGAUUUUGAAAGAAAUUUUCUUCACCCCC